This is a messenger RNA of Sorex fumeus (smoky shrew), 1072 nucleotides long. It is a transcript of the gene MLF1, whose product is annotated as myeloid leukemia factor 1. Bases 48 to 899 code for a protein of 283 amino acids. The transcript is spliced from 8 exons. Gene Ontology annotation, biological process: regulation of DNA-templated transcription. The record is from RefSeq and is a predicted model, not a curated record. Lineage: Eukaryota; Metazoa; Chordata; Mammalia; Eulipotyphla; Soricidae. Gene Ontology annotation, cellular component: nucleus; cytoplasm.
GCGCGCGCGGCCGGCGGGUCCCAGCAGUCGCCCAGCCCGCCGCCGCGAUGUUUGGGACGCUGAGCAGCACCUUCGAGGACGACCCGUUCUUCUCUGACUCAUUCAUGGCACACCAAGGGAGUAUGAGGCAGAUGAUGAGAAGUUUUCCCAUACCUUUUGGAAGAGACUUUCAUGAAAAUUUUGAUGGUAGAAGAAGAGCUCGUAAUCAGAUGGGACGGGAUGAUGGAGAAAGCUACUUUAAUGCAAUGAGUUCUCUUGUGCCCUUUGGCGGUUUUGGUGGUUUGCCUGCAGAUGUCAACCCUUUCCAGGCUAUGGACCGGAUGAUGGCAGAUGUGGGAAGGAGCAUACAGGAUCUGCAGAGGAACUUUGGAAAACUCUCCAUGGACUCAGAUGGACAUUCAUUUAGCUCUUCCUCUGUCAUGACUUAUUCCAAAGUCGGAAAUGAACCACCAAAGGUCUUCCAAGCCUCGACGCAGACCAGACGGGCCCCAGGAGGAAUCAAGGAAACUCGGAAAGCGCUCAGAGACUCUGACAGUGGCAUCGAGAAGAUGUCUGUUGGCCACCACCUCCGAGACCGUGCUCAUGUCAUCAAGAAGUCCAAGAACAGCAGGACUGGGGACGAGGAGGUCAACCAGGAGUUCAUCAAUAUGAAUGAGAGUGAUGCUCUUGCAUUUGACGAUGAGUGGCAGAGUGAGGUGUUAAAGUGCAAACCGGUGAUACAAUGCCGCAAUAUCGAGAACGGCCGGGUGCGAAGUAUUUCUCAUGAUAACUCAGGAUCCCGAGAACUCAAAAAAAGGGAGAAGAUUCAUCCGAGUCUCACCAGUGAAGGGGGAAGAAGAAUUGGGUCUGCUGACAGACUCAACGUCAAAGGGUCAACUGUGAAAAUCAACAAAAAAUAAAGAGCCUUGCCUUAGUUUGGGUUGCUUUCCAGAGUGUACUGGUGCUGGGUAACCCACAGACCAAGCUCUAGUUGUUAGAUGUCUCUGUGCCUCGCAGCUUGCUUCAGUUUUACUGAAUGUUCUUGCUAGCCGAGAUUGCCCUUGUUUUAGAAAUAAACUUUGGUUUCAACAGU